GAGGACUCCAAAUAGAAAUUUUAGUUGAGGACUCGAAACCUUCAAAUUUGCCAAUUAAGGACUUUUUUGUCACACUAUAAAUACCCCCUUUUCAUAAACCUCUCUUCAAACCAUCCAUAAAGCCCGUUUCCAUUCAUAUCACUAAAUUACUUUCAAUUUUCUUUCUUUUUUUCGUUCCUAUCUUCGAUAAUUUCGAGAAGAUGACUAUUCUCAUCGAGCAGCCUGAUCUCGCAGGGGUAGAAGUGGAAGGGAAGAAAAUGGAAACAAAUGAACUAGUACUAGAUGGAGGUUUUCCGAUGCCCAAAUUGGACGCACAUGGUGGAGGAUUUGAUGCCCCUGAGAUCAACGCAUUCGGUCAAUCUUUCAGGGACUACAAUGCUGAAAGCGAGCGACAGAAAACCGUAGAGGAGUUCUACCGACUCAACCACAUUAAUCAGUCAUUCGAUUUUGUGAAGAAGAUGAGAGAGAAAUACGGGAAACUAGACAAGACAGAGAUGAGUAUAUGGGAGUGCUGUGAGCUUCUGAAUGAAGUGGUUGAUGAAAGUGAUCCAGAUUUAGAUGAACCACAAAUUGAGCAUUUGCUCCAAACUGCUGAGGCUAUUAGAAAAGAUUACCCUCAUCAAGAUUGGCUCCAUUUGACUGCUCUCAUUCAUGAUCUUGGAAAAGUGCUUCUUCUACCUAGCUUUGGAGAGCUGCCUCAAUGGGCUGUUGUUGGUGACACUUUCCCUCUUGGAUGUGCUUUUGAUCAAUCCAUUGUUCACCAUAAGUAUUUCAAGGACAAUUCUGAUACUUACAACUCAUCAUACAACACUAAGAACGGUGUUUACGAACAAGGAUGCGGCCUAGAGAACGUUGUCAUGUCGUGGGGGCACGACGACUACAUGUACUUGGUGGCCAAGGAAAACGGGACGACUCUUCCUUCCGCUGCAUUGUUCAUCGUCCGCUACCACUCGUUUUAUCCUCUGCACAAAGCUGGAGCUUACACACACUUGAUGAAUGAGGAAGACAAAGAGAACUUGAAAUGGCUGCAGAUAUUCAACAAAUAUGACCUGUACAGCAAGAGCAAAGUUAGAGUUGACGUUGAGAAAGUCAAACCAUACUACCUCUCCCUCAUCGACAAGUAUUUCCCAGCAAAAUUGAAAUGGUAAGAAAUGUAAUGGCAAGUGAGCACAAGGAAGAAAAUUAGAGCAUUUAAUUACAAAAGGACCACCGGAGAAGAUGAGCGAUUUCGUAGCAUGGUUUGCUGUUGCAAAAAUCAAGGAUUAGAUGUACAUACAUACAUCCAACGACAAGAAAUGUGGCUCUUUCUUCUUAUUUUUCUCAUUUUUUUUUCAGUUUAAUUUUGUAAUAUCCAUUUGAAAUAAAUUUGUAAUUUUUCAUUUUGUAAUGGAAAAGGUUCUUUUUUUAUUUCUUUGUUUUCAUCUUGUUUGCAAUCAAGAGUGGUGGUACAGUACAAACCGGGGGAAUGGCAUAAGAAAAUGAAAUACAUUGAGUUAGUUGCACUGACCCCACCAUGUGAACUUCCUAGUUUAUUUUGCACGUGA
This is a messenger RNA of Erythranthe guttata (spotted monkey flower), 1544 nucleotides long. The record is from RefSeq and is a predicted model, not a curated record. NCBI's taxonomy places the organism in Eukaryota, Viridiplantae, Streptophyta, Magnoliopsida, Lamiales, Phrymaceae.